Messenger RNA from Rotaria sordida, 3114 nucleotides. Lineage: Eukaryota; Metazoa; Rotifera; Eurotatoria; Philodinida; Philodinidae. The record is from the annotation of a GenBank genome assembly.
AUUAAUAACAAUAAUGACAGUUUUAUUUUAUUUUUCAAAAUUGCUCGAUUAGCGUCGUUGAGAAAAGCUAGUAUAAUUCGAAGAUAUCUUUCCUACUGAAUGUUGUUAAGGAUUUAUUCUUCCUUACGAACUAUAUGUGUUUCUUUCGUUCUUCUUGAUAAUUAAAAAUUGUUCGUUCUUUAGUUUCUUUUCAUCUAGCUACUUUACGUUCGUUUUUGUUCUCUCACGGUCAAUAAACAUUGAUAUUGACCUUGAACUUUUUAUUUCUUAUUACGUAUUAAUAUUUGCAUUACAUAAUAACAUUUCUAUAGCAUAUUUUGUAAUACAUGAUACUGUUAUGGUUACAUAUACAUAUACAUAUAUUGUCUUUUUUUCGUAUAUCUAGUUAUCGUCGUAUUCUCUUCCUUUUGAUUCUUUGAUUCUUUCAUUAUUGGAAUAAAGAUUGAACUCACGUUCAAACAAAACAAAACUUACAAAUACCUGAUCAGUUAACCAAACUGCUCGUAAUGAUCAUCGAGUGUUGUGCUACAUUUUAGAAACCAUCUUUGAGUAGACAGCGGCCAUGUUUUGACUUCUAGAUGAACACUUUCUAAAAAAAAAGGCUUACUACCCAACCUUAAAAGUUCUGCAUUUUUGCAGCGAAACAUUUUAAGUCCGGUGAGGCGCUGACCGUUUCGUGACUCUUGUUCAGCACUUUUUUAAGUUCAGCAGACUUCACAUGGUGUCGCAAUUUUGAGACGAAACUCUUUGUAAGCUGCGUAAAGUAGCAUGCUGUUUCGUACGUCAUGUACCAAUCCUCUGAUAGUUUCGUAAAAUAUUACAAGAUUUUUGUUAGCUCGUUUCGAUGACGGUGUGGGUGUGGGUGCGGCAUGUGGAUGUGGAUGAAGACAAGAUUGGCACCCACAUCAACACAUUCACAUCCACACACCCGCAUCCACACUCACUAACACCCUACACCCACACCGACAGCAACACAUGCAUAUCCACACCCACAUCAGCACGUUAAAAGCUAUAGCUUAAGGACUUUAAGAGACUUUAUUGGACUUCAAAAGACUUCAUGAGACUUCAUUAGACUUCACGAGACCUCAUAAGACUUCACGAGACUUCGAAAGACUUCAAAAGACUUCUGAGACUUCAAGACCGAAGUCUCCGCUGUUUUUCCCUCGCAACUGAUACAGGAUAAAAUUGAACAGUUAAACCAAAAUGACGCAGUUGAAAAACUGAAAGAAGAGGAACAACAACAGCGAACUUGUGAAGAAUUAAUUCAACUGGAACAAUAGGAACGUAUCGCUUUUUUAAUUCAACAAUUAAACGAGAACUAAACAUCUUUUCCAUGUUAUAGACUUUGUCAUUCAUUCAUUAUCCCUAAUAUAUCUAAACAUUUAUCAUAUAUUUGAUCCUUGAUCUACUAACUAUCCAGACGGCACUUCUCAAAUUUCCCUUAUUUUUUACACAACAGUAAGACCGAAACGGAUAGCACUUCCCAUAUAUUAAUAAUACUCAGUCAUUCUCAUCCUCAAGAAAGUCAUAAAAUCUUUUAUAAAAUACGAUUAGACAUUCGACCAUUGAAUUGCACUUGAUACAUUCAAACUAAUAUCAACAGACGACCGUGAGCUUCUUCUGAUUUGCUCUGACUGUAUUAUCUGUUUUAAAAUCAUCUAACGGAAAAUUCGUGUAACGCAAAUGUCACAAAUUAAAACGUACAUAUUCAUUCACCAUUUUCUUCCUCAUACUUCCAAAACAAUAUAUAAGCAAGCUGCAGAUAUUCUUUACCAUUCACUUCAGAGAGAAAAAAAUAUGUAGAAACGCAAAACUACCCGAUGAGACUCUUGAGCAAGAUCGAAACCGGCGGUAGUAACUAAACCACAUCUUUAACUCACUCUCAACUAGGUAUAUAUGCGAUAUUUAAGUUACCUGAAGAGAUCCUUAAGCAAGGUCGAAACUAGUCAUGGUUGCUAAAAUAUAUCUCUAACUCACCCUCACCCUUUACCAUGAAAUAGAUAAUAGAUAUGUAUGAUUCGAUUUUUAUGCAAUAGGGACUCAGCUAACAAUAUAUGAAAGAUAUUUAACUAUAUAAUGACACUUUACAAAAUAGCAUAAUAGUGUCGCAGUCAACACAUUUUUCUUUCUUCCGUCGCUCCUUCGUUCUCUGUAGAGUGUUUUUCUCGGACGGUCAUUAUUUACCAACAAUAACGUCGCGUAUAUCAUCCACCAAAGUAUACAGAACACUGCAACAAUAUAAAGAAAGAACUCGUUCUUUUAUUUUUUUUUGCCUCGACAGUUUCUCAUUCUUCUCGUAAUACAAAAAUAAAAAAGCACAGCGCAACACAACAAACGAACGCAGUUAUCAACAACACACUUUGCCGUCCAUAUAUUUAUAACUUCUUGAAGAUAAACAUGGCUUUCCCCUUUACAAUAUUCCUGAUUGAGCCAGAAUCUCAAUCAAUUCUGUUUUUCUUGGUAGAUACUCUGAUACUCAUUUAUAUUUUGAUCUUUGUCGUCACAUGGCCUUAUACAUUAUUUUACUUAAUUGUCCAUCUUGCCAUCUUUUUUGUUAUUAAUAAACGCUUGUCAGCUGGUCGUUUAUAUAUACCAACGAAGAAUUUAAAUAGACAAACUGUCGUUGUUACAGGUGCAGCUACAGGUAUAGGAUGGGCCACUGCUCUUCAAUUGGCUAAGCUUCAAGCACGUGUUAUCGUUGGUAUACGUGGUCAAGAAAGAGCUGAACGUGUAGCUCAAGAAUUAAGCAAAGAAUCACAUGGAAAUGUUAUUGGUUAUCAUUUAGAUCUAAGUGAUUUAUCAAGUGUCAAGAAAUUUGCUGAAAAGAUUGACAAACUUGAUAUUUUAAUCAAUAAUGCAGGAGUAGCAAAACAAAAUAAAGAAUUGACUAAAGAUGGCUUAGAAAGUACUUUUGGAACAAAUCACAUCGGUCAUUUCUAUCUAACUCAACUUCUUCUUCCUUUACUUAUUCAAUCAAAUGGACGAAUUGUCAAUGAAAUUGGACAAAAAUUCAUGGCAGAAGAUGUCAUGGUGCAAAUUAAAGAAUUAGUGAAAGAACUGAUUAAUAUUCGAAGAAAUUCAAAUGUCGUUAGUAUAGGUUAUAAAUCCAAAUGA